UCGAAAUCCUAGGUUGUGUCUUGUGUCGCGUAAAUCGUAGUAAGUCGAAGUAAGCGGAACAAGCGGUACAGGUUCACCAGGUGUUCACCGUCGAGGGGAAAGGUGAUAGAAAUGUAGCUUGCCACGCAAGUCGAACGAGCUCUUUCGUGGCUUCUUAACGUCAAGGACACUAGUUUAGUUGAUAACGUUAUAAAUAAAGGAGCCCGCCUUCGUUCCAUGACUUCCCCACUCGAUCAUACGUGAGUAAAUGUUAACAGAAGAUGACAGUAUUAGAAACAGAGGAAGAAGCAGAUAAACGCUCGGUUCCUCCCAGAAAGAAGUUCUGCCUGUCCCUGUCAGGUCGCGGACGUGUAAUUCCCAUUGUAGUUUCGCAGCCCCCUCAUACAUCUACAGGAGGGGGCCUUCUGGAUACAUCAGACUAUUUACUCAGUACAAGCAAAAUGUUGAAUGGCUAUCGAAAUCAGCUGAGCAAUCACCAGGAUGGAAGUUACGAUGUCUCCGGUGGUAGUACAGAAGGAUUUAGGAUAGCCACCUUGUGUAAUUUAGGAAAUACUUGCUUCCUCAAUAGUGUAUUAUAUACUUUACGAUUUGCGCCUUCCUUCUUGCACAAUUUACAUCACUUAGCCACUGAUUUGUCUAAUCUAAAUGAUAAGCAACUUCAAACAAAAGCCAAAUCUUCUUCAUUAGGUAGAACAGGUGUAUCAUUAACAUCGAGCAGUAGUCGUAGCCUGAGCAGUAAAGAUCUAUUGACAUUGGCUGGACCAACAGUGGAAGCCAAUAAACCAAAUAUUCAAAUAGCCACCGAAAAAUUGCAUGAACUCUUCAUGGCAUUGCGAGCAUCGGAGGCAAGAGAGAAUAGUGAGCCAUACCAACCGGAUGCCUUUUUACAAGCUCUUAGAGAGGUAAAUCCGAUAUUCGAAGGAAAUCAACAGCAGGAUGCUCACGAGCUUUUGGUUUGCUUACUUGAUAACAUCAGAGAGACUUUUCAACUAUUGGUCAGACACAGAGAAAGUCAAUUUGGUCAAAGCAAUGGUGGCUUUCCCGACUUCACUGCGGAUAACUCAACGACGGAUGUGCAAUUGGAAAGUAGCGGUUCUGGGAAGAGGAGUAUUCGUAAGAGAAAAAAGAAGAAGUUUCCGAGUAGGGGAAGCUCAGUCUGUCUUGUGCAGCCAAACGCGAAUGGUGUCGCGACAUCCGCGAGACCGUAUGAAAACGGACAUGCGGAAUUCGCCGAGAGUAAUGGCGAGAUAGGGACGCGCAAGCCGGAGAGCAAAAAGUGCUUUAUCUCGGAGGACUUCGAAGGGAUCAGCCUAUUGCGUACAACGUGUCUCGAGUGCGAACAUGUAACAGAACGCAAGGAAACGUUCUGCGACAUAUGCGUACCCAUCGACAUUGAUCGCUCGAACGAGAAAGAUGAUGACGGUCGAUCGGUAGAUAGCAGCGAAGUGUACAAACGCGCCGUAGUAACUAGCGAAUUGCUUUGGGGUACGGAGAAAUAUUGGUGCGCACGUUGCCUACGAUAUAAUGAGGCUCGUAGAGCCGUAUGUUUUCCCUUGUUGCCGCGACUUCUCAUCUUACAGCUGAAAAGAUUUUCUACCGCCGCUGGUUCAAUGGAGAAGAUCAAUAACCACAUGCCAACGCCGCUUACCUUGCAAUGCUUUUGCGAGGAAUGCAGCAACGAUCAGACCCGUGGGACAGCUGGUGGUGGAACAGAAUCGAGGCAUGUAUACAAAUUAUAUUCAGUCAUAAUGCACCAGGGUGCAACGAUGACCGCCGGCCAUUACGUUGCUUACGCACGUCUGCCGGAUGAGUCUGCGUAUGCGGAGUACUUCCAUUGCGAUCGUGAUAACAAGCGGCAGAAUUCGGGCCAGGGCAGCGUUAUGAGUGUGAACUCAUCGUCGUCGUCGUCCUCCUCUUCCUCCGACAAAGCAUCGGGCAUACUCAAAUACUUCAGGAGCAAACCCAGCGCGAGCGAGAACAAGGAUCAACUGGUGAACAGGAUUGGGUGUCGCAGCAUGGAUUGCUGCGGGAUCAGACGCAACAAGCAAGUCGUUAGCCCUUGGUUGGAGUGUGAUGACGAGGCGGUGCAUGUGAUCCCGCUGCGAGAGCUCGAGGACAAACUGGCGCCCAAUCCGCGAAAUUCCGCUACUCCCUAUCUCCUGUUUUACGUGAGGUCGACGACAUAAACGGCGUACUUUGUCUUCCUGUACCGGAAGUGUACAUCAAAAUCUCUCUGUUUGGAAUUCCAAGCAGAGCGAGCAGUACGAUGACAAAAUGGGCCUCGUUCUUCCUAACAUUGUUUCCCCUUUCCUCUCUUCGCCUUCUCUAACGACUGUGCUGUGAUUGUAUCGCACAUUCCAGACCUGAAUUCUUCUUCCUGUGUAUGUGCCGCAUAUCAGGCGCUUUAGAUUCGUGAGCGUGUAUAAUUUCGUAGGAUAUAAAAUUGAUAAAAUUGUUCGCCAAACAUUACGUUAGAUUUUUAACAAUCAGACGAUAUGAUGCAAGAAAUCGAUAUGUACCCAGUAAGCAAACUGCGCGCGGAUGUCAGUAAAUUGGCAAUAGAACUAUUCAAAGUUGCUAGUAAAUUAAGAUUAGUUAUAUCUAUUAGGUUCGUGAUCUGCCUAAGGCAGAGCCUGCUCAUAGAAGUUGAUAGCAGAUUGACGGGUGCAGUCUGGUAGAAUCUAACAUAACUUGAUGUUAUAUUUUAUUGAAAUAAAUUAUAUUUUAUUUAGAAGUUGCAAAUCCUAUUCGAGUUUUGCCACUAAUUCGUCAUUUUAAUCUGCAAUAAUAGCUCCUGUACUUUGUAGUCUUCCCUGUAAAUUUCUACUGACAACAAAAUUUGUCAGGGAAGAUUUGCUCUCGAUAGACUUGGCUAUCUGGGUACAUGUAAUGAAAUAUCGUCAACAUAACGAAUCAUCGAGCGAGUGUCCGCGUGUAGACUAUUUUAACCUUAGUUGGAACGUGGAGCGUUUUACUAUUGAGUUAAUUGUAAAAGAAUAAAAAUUAUGUAUUCUUGA
Molecule: messenger RNA, 3017 nt
Organism: Nylanderia fulva
Lineage: Eukaryota; Metazoa; Arthropoda; Insecta; Hymenoptera; Formicidae
Gene: Usp1
Product: ubiquitin specific protease 1
Biological process (GO): protein deubiquitination
Cellular component (GO): cytosol; nucleus
Molecular function (GO): cysteine-type deubiquitinase activity
Source: RefSeq, a predicted model, not a curated record